UCCUCCUUUUUUUUUCUCUCCGAAGUCACAACAUUUCUGCUCAUAAUCACGAUUUUUAUUAGCGGAGGAGUUCCACUUCGUGCUUCAGUUUCAGCUAUUUAUGCUCAACUUUUCAUGCAUUUACUGAGUGAUUAAGAGUUUUAAAGCUUGCGCGUUUCUUCACUCUGUUAAAUACACCCGUCCCCGCCUGAUUUUUUCUUUUUUUUCUCUCAACAUUACUGUUUUUUGGGUUUCCUCCUUCCGAAUUCAGGGGCUUUAUCUAUGGUAAAAUCGGUUGAAUAAAUGGUGGUUGGUCAAAAAUCGUGAAGGAGUAGAAGCUUGGGCCGUUCUGAGUUUUAUGUGUAAGGUUUUGCCCCUCUCUGCAAUUUCUUUGACAGAGUGGAUGCUUCAAGCUUGUUCUUAAUGAUCAGUUUUGUAGAACUAUGAAAAUGGAAUUUGAUACUGGGUGCAGUAAGGGGAAUUUUGGACGCAGCACAUUACCUAAAAAGCCAAAUGAGAUUAUGAGGGUGCUUGUUACCAUCGCUGUUGGGAUGAUGUUUGGCUUCUUUGUAGGAGUGUCAUUUCCAUCACUCUCUUUAACGAAGCUAAAUAUCACUACCGCCCUUAUUCAUGACUUUGUAAUAAUUGAGGAUAAAAGUACAGCUAACUCUACACAAGAUACUGCAAGUACGAGCAGCUCUUCCAGUAAUCAAGUCACGACAGAUGUCUCAAAGAUUUGGGUUCCAUCAAAUCCAAAAGGUGCAGAAAUGUUGCCUCCGGGUAUUGUUGCAUCUGAAUCAGAUUUUUAUCUACGGAGGCUUUGGGGAAAACCUAGUGAGGACUUGACCAGCAAACCAAAGUAUCUUGUCACCUUUACCGUGGGUUAUGAUCAAAGAAAAAUCAUUGAUGCAGCUGUUAAAAAGUUCUCGGAGAACUUUACAAUCCUUUUGUUUCAUUAUGAUGGAAGAACAAGUGAAUGGGAUGAGUUUGAGUGGUCAAGACGAGCAAUUCAUGUUAGUGCCAGAAAACAAACAAAAUGGUGGUAUGCUAAAAGGUUUCUGCAUCCGGACAUUGUUGCCGCAUACGACUACAUAUUUAUUUGGGAUGAAGACCUAGGGGUCGAGCAUUUUGAUGCGGAAGAGUAUAUCAAACUUGUGAGGAAGUAUGCUCUAGAAAUUUCACAGCCGGGUUUGGAACCCAACAGGGGUACGACUUGGCAGAUGACAAAAAGAAGAGGCGGUCAAGAUAUUCACAAGAUAACAGAGGAGAAGCCGGGUUGGUGUUCUGACCCCCAUUUGCCACCCUGUGCAGCUUUUGUAGAAAUCAUGGCUCCUGUAUUUUCUCGAGAAGCAUGGCGCUGUGUUUGGCAUAUGAUACAGAACGACUUGGUGCAUGGAUGGGGACUGGACUUUGCCCUCCAACGGUGCGUUGAGCCUGCUCAUGAGAGAAUCGGAGUGGUAGAUGCUCAGUGGAUCGUCCAUCAAACAGUUCCUUCACUGGGAAACCAGGGCCAAGCAGAAGACGGAAAGGCUCCGUGGCAAGGGGUGAGACAGAGGUGUCAAAAAGAGUGGGAGAUGUUCAGAAAUCGAAUGGAGAUUGCAGAGAAGUCUUAUUACAAGUCCAUUAACUUUACAAGGGAUACAUAGAUAGUAGUACUAGAGAAGAAUACCAUGACACAAAACCACAAUUACUAGUUGCUACAUCUUUUUACUAAUUUGAUUAGUCUACUUGUAGAUAAAACCAAUUUUAUUAGUCAAUUUUUCUUAUUCUAUCA
Salvia hispanica is the source of this 1753-nucleotide messenger RNA. The record is from RefSeq and is a predicted model, not a curated record. Lineage: Eukaryota; Viridiplantae; Streptophyta; Magnoliopsida; Lamiales; Lamiaceae.